CUGAUCGAUUUGAAAAUGAGAGGGUUGAGUCGUGUCCUUGUGUUGGUGCUGUGUGUGUGCAGUGGAGCUCUGAGCGUACAGGUCAAGGUUGGAGACAUGAUCUUUCCCUUAGAGGCAGUGAAGCAGCUGAAGGAUCUGAUGGAUUUAAACGACAACGUGAACCCUCACCUUGCACAAAAAAGCUCUGCAGCAGUGUGUGCCCACCCUCUCCUGCCUCAAGUCUUUCAGCCAGUGUGUCAAGGGAGGGGAGCAAGAGUUGUUUUCCUAAAACUGGUGAACAUCAUCAAGUCUUCAGAUCCUUGUGAAAUAUGUGCCAACCCAUCCUGCUUUGGGUGUCUGGACUGA
Menidia menidia (Atlantic silverside) is the source of this 345-nucleotide messenger RNA. NCBI's taxonomy places the organism in Eukaryota, Metazoa, Chordata, Actinopteri, Atheriniformes, Atherinopsidae. The record is from the annotation of a GenBank genome assembly.